Messenger RNA from Mobula hypostoma (lesser devil ray), 6834 nucleotides. RefSeq names its product thrombospondin-2-like. Gene Ontology annotation, molecular function: protein binding; calcium ion binding. Gene Ontology annotation, cellular component: extracellular region. Gene Ontology annotation, biological process: negative regulation of angiogenesis; cell adhesion. The record is from RefSeq and is a predicted model, not a curated record. Bases 144 to 3671 code for a protein of 1175 amino acids. Lineage: Eukaryota; Metazoa; Chordata; Chondrichthyes; Myliobatiformes; Myliobatidae. The transcript has 22 exons.
CGGCUGACGUGCCCAGUGAGUGCGAGAGGGAGCGAGAAAGAGAGACAGGUUAGCCAGCGACACACACACACACACACACAAACACAGUUCCCCGUCAACAGAUUACUUACUAUAUCGAACACCGAUUUCAAAUACUGGGGCUGAUGAUGCCGAGAGAAGAGUUGCGUUGGCUGCUGCUUUGGAUGCUGGCGAUGGGAACCGGGGCACAGUCUGUCGAUGAUGUCUCCGAAGAGGAGGUUACCUACGACCUGUUCGCCAUCAGCAACGUGAACAGACACACGGCUGGAGUGAAGCUCUUUCGAGGCCCCGACCGCAACAACCCGGCUUUCCGGUUCAGCCGGUUCGACCAGAUACCGGCAGCCUCCGGGGAGAAGUUCGGGGAGAUCGUGAGGCUCAUGCAGUACCACGAGGGCUUCAUCCUCUGGGCCAGCGUUAGACAGGACCGGAACAGCCAGGGGACAUUACUGUCCAUCGAGGGUCCGGGUUACAAGCGGCAGCUGGAGAUCAUCUCCAACGGACUGGCCAACACGCUGGACUUCCAGUACACGGUGGAGAGGUCCCAGAACCUGGUCUCCUUCCAGGAUGUGGACAUCGCUGAUUCCCAGUGGAAGAACAUCACCAUCCAUGUGAGCGGAGAGAAUGCCAACCUGUACGUGGGCUGUGAACUUGCUGAUAGCUUCAUCCUUGACGACCCGUUUUACGAGCAAUUGACCUCAACUAACAGCAGGCUCUACGUGGCGAAAGGACUCACGCCGGGAAAGAACUUCAAGGGCUUCCUGCAGAACGUCCAGUUCAUUUUUGGCGCGUCCAUAGCGGAUGUUCUCAGGAGUAAAGGCUGCUUUCAGCCAGCCGAGGCCAUGAGCAGUCACGAAAGCCACGAGUUCACAGCGGUCAGCCCGGCUAUGAAAAAUGAGUUCAUUGGCCAGAAAACCAACAAAGUGGUGGAUUUCUGUGACCACUCCUGCUCUGACAUUGGAAACAUGUUUAAAGAGCUUAAUGGACUAAGGGUUCUUGUGAGCACUCUGGCUGACGGACUAGUUAAAGUGACAGAAGAAAACGUGAUAAUCCGGGACAUCCUGGAGGAGUCGCUGAAGAAGGUGCGCCCAGGGCAAUGUUGGCACAGCGGGCGGCUCUUCGACAACAAUGAGGAGUGGACGGUGGACAGCUGUACGAAGUGUACAUGCCAGGACUUCAGUAUCAUCUGUGGCCGAAUCACCUGCCCUCCUGUGUCGUGUGCCAGCCCCUCCUUCAUCGAGGGCGAGUGCUGCCCCUCCUGUCUCCUCAAGGACAGUGCGAAUGGCUGGUCGCCAUGGUCAGAGUGGACAGAGUGCUCAGUGUCCUGUGGCACCGGAACGCAGCAGCGGGGAAGGUCCUGUGAUCCCACCAGCAGCCGGUGUGAAGGCCCCUCGAUUCAGACCAAGUCCUGCCAGCCGGCGGAGUGUGACAAACGCAUUCGUCAGGACGGGGGCUGGAGCCACUGGUCGCCGUGGUCUCCCUGCUCGGUAUCCUGCGGAGACGGCAUCACCACCCGCAUCCGCCUCUGCAACUCGCCCGUGCCGCAGCUCGGCGGGCAGGACUGCCAAGGAAACGGUCGGGAGACAAAGCAGUGCAUGAAGGCCCCGUGCCCCAUUGAUGGUAACUGGAGCCCCUGGUCCCCUUGGUCAGCCUGCACGGCCACCUGCGGCGGCGGACUCCACGAGCGCAAGCGGAACUGCAACAACCCUGUGCCCAAGUAUGGCGGCAAGAAGUGCUUGGGAGACACCAAGGACAGUAAGAUAUGCAACAAGGAGCCCUGUCCCAUAGAUGGAUGCCUGUCCAACCCCUGCUUUGCUGGAGUACAGUGCAGCAGCUCCCCUGAUGGCUCCUGGGAGUGCGGCCCGUGUCCCGCUGGUUACCAAGGCAAUGGCACCUUCUGCGAGGACAUCGACGAGUGUGACGAGGUCCCUGACGCGUGCUACCAGAUGAAUGGUGUCCAGCGUUGCAUCAACACAGAGCCAGGAUUCCACUGCCUGCCCUGCCCGCCGCGUUACCGAGGCAACCAACCAUUUGGCCUUGGAGUUGAAGCAGCCCAAAAGGACAAGCAAGUCUGUGAGCCUCACAACCCGUGCAAGGACGGUUCCCACAAGUGCCACAGGUACGCCAGGUGCACCUACCUGGGCAUUUUCAGUGAGCCCAUGUACAAGUGCGAAUGCAGAAUAGGAUAUGCCGGUGAUGGCAUCAUUUGCGGAGAGGAUUCUGACCUGGAUGGCUGGCCCAACGAGCAACUGGCCUGCUCGGCCAAUGCCACCUACCAAUGCAAGAAGGAUAACUGCCCUCACCUGCCCAAUUCUGGGCAAGAAGACUUCGACCGGGACGGAGAGGGAGAUGCCUGUGACAAGGACGAUGACAAUGAUGGGAAGAAUGAUGACCGAGACAAUUGCCCUCUGCUUUACAAUCCCAGGCAGUUUGACUAUGACAAAGAUGAUGUAGGCGACCGAUGUGACAAUUGCCCGUAUGACCACAACCCGGCGCAGAUUGACACGGACGGAAAUGGCGAAGGCGAUGCCUGCUCCGAGGACAUCGAUGGGGACGGCAUCCUGAAUGAGGGCGACAACUGUCCCUAUGUUUAUAACACUGAGCAGAGGGACACUGACAAGGAUGGUGUUGGAGACAUGUGUGACAACUGCCCGCUUAUGCAUAACCCUGACCAGGAGGACUCCGACUCGGACCUGGUGGGCGAUCAGUGUGAUGACAAUCAGGAUAUCGAUGAGGACGGCCACCAGAACAACCUGGACAACUGCCCGUACAUCGCCAACUCCAACCAGGCCGACCACGACAAGGACGGGAGGGGAGACGCCUGUGAUCCUGACGAUGACAACGAUGGAGUCCCUGAUGAGAAGGACAACUGUCGCCUUGUCCCCAACCCUGACCAGUUAGAUGCUGACGGUGAUGGUCGAGGGGACGCCUGUAAGGACGACUUUGAUAAUGACAGCGUCCCAGACAUCUACGACGUGUGCCCUGAGAACAGCGCCAUCAGUGAGACUGACCUGAGAAAUUUCCAGAUGGUCCACCUGGAUCCUAAAGGGACAACGCAGAUCGAUCCCAACUGGGUGGUGCGUAACCAGGGCAAGGAGCUGCUGCAGACCGCCAACUCUGACCCCGGCCUGGCUGUUGGCUUCGAUACGUUCAACGCCAUCGACUUUAGCGGCACCUUCUACGUCAACACAGACCGCGACGAUGACUAUGCCGGCUUCGUCUUUGGCUUCCAGUCCAGCAGUCGGUUCUACGUGGUGAUGUGGAAGCAGGUCACCCAAACCUACUGGGAGGAGAAGCCUUCCAAGGCCCAUGGAUACGCCGGCGUCUCCCUCAAGGUUGUGAACUCCACCACGGGACGGGGAGAGCAUCUGCGCAAUGCUCUCUGGCACACUGGAAACACCCCGGGACAGGUCCGAACUCUGUGGCAUGACCCCAAGAACGUUGGCUGGAAGGAUUACACCGCGUACAGAUGGCACCUGAUUCACCGGCCCAAAACAGGCUUCAUCAGGGUGGUGGUCUAUGAAGGUAAACAAAUCAUGUCUGACUCCGGUCCCAUCUACGAUAAGACGUUAGCCGGUGGACGACUAGGGCUCUUUGUCUUCUCCCAAGAAGCCGUUUACUUCUCUGAUCUCAAAUAUGAGUGUAGAGAUAACUAAGCCUUGCCUGUAGCACGGAUGAUGGAACUUCGAACAGGCUGCGCAGCCUGGCCGCCUCAACUCCCGCCCACUCUUUCCUCGCUCUCCCUCCCCGAGUGUAACCUCCGGCCUUCACACCCUCAAUGCCCCUUUGGUUGACUUGUGGUGACCCACCCUCGCUCUGUGCACACUGGCUCUCUGGACGGCCCGGCCCAAACGCAGCAACAGAGACCACAGCGGCUGGAAGCUGGCUGUAUCUCAACAAGUCUCACAGCGUGACUAUACCUAGACAGAGUGAUCAUUUAACACACUUAUACUGCUAAGAUAUCAGGCUGCCUUGAUUGUUCUCUUAUGGCAUGGAAACUGAACAGCGGACUGUUUCUCUUUUAGACGAGAAUCUGAUUUAACAAUGUUUAAAAUGACAUUUUCUGGGAAACAAGAAUGAAUUACAAAAAAAAAGUUUUUAAAACCACUUUGUUUAUAAAUUUUUCUACCACAUUUCACUGCCUGUGCAUAGAAGCUUUCAAGUAUUAACAUUACAAGUGACAGUGUCCAGCAGACACUCGCUCUUUACUGUCUAAUCCUUCAUCUGAUGCGCUAAUUGCUUCCUCAGCUGACCACCACUAGGUGAGUAAACACUAAAGCCAUAGGGGAAAAUCAGGUAACAACCAAUAAUGUAUCUACUUAACCCGAGUAUAUCUGCAGCGAGAGAAUUAUUCUACUUUUGCAUAUUGUUUUUGAAAGUCAUUUUGUUCCAGACGUCGUGGGCUCUAUCAAUGUUGAGCAACGUCCACCAACAAACUUGCAUUCAUAAGAAGCCACUGUACCACUCCCCUUCCUAUCUCCUUCCCCCUCUUCCCUCCCCUUUCCCCGCCGCCUAAUUCUGCAUGAAAACAAUCCCAGUCAAUCCGUAGGUCAAGUUAAAGGUUUGAAGGAACUAAAUUCGCUCCUGUCACCCCCCCCUUCCCUAUCUCCCCUCUCUUUCCUGAUACAUUCCUUUCCCUGCCACCUAAAUUUGCAUGAAGACAAUCCCAAUAGGUCAACCUAAAGGGCAAAUGUCUUAUGCGGAUAAAAGAAAUGGCACUUGUGGUUGGGGGGGAGGUGUGGUGGAAAAGAUGUGAAUAUUUAGAUUGUAUCAUAUUUUCCUAUUUAAUUUAUUUAUGAAUUUUGCCUCAUCCUUUCUCUCUGCCUCUCUAUCUGUCUCUUUCUCUUUCACACAUUCUUUAAAAAUAUGUUUGUGGGGAGCAGUGAAUUUUGCCAAAAACUGUAAAUAAUUUAUUUAUUUGUUUACACUGAAGUAAUAUCAAAAUUUGAAAGCGAAACCUGGCCGACAAACCCUAGUCUUUAUUUUUUGAUUAAUGUUAGGCAAAUAAACUAUCAAAAAAGGCUCAAACAGUGUUCUGUGAGUUAAAACAAUCUGUGUUCAUACGUAAUCUUCAUUAGUUAAAUAAGCAUGCUGAAUUUUGUUUGCUUUGAGCUGUAAAUAGCAGUGGUGUAGUGUAAAGUAGGCCUCUAUUGGUUGGCUUUGCAAUCCUUUAGUCACGGGUAUAGCCCUUCCCAGCAUUGAGCACAUCUACAUGGAGCACUGUCACAGGAAAGUAAAAUCCGUCAUCAAGGACCCCAGCCAUCCAGGCUGCCAUCAAGAAGGAGGUACAGGAGCCUCAGGACCCAAACCAUCAGGUUCAGGAACAGAUAUUACCUCUCAACCAUCAGGCUCCUGAACCAGUGGGGAUAACUUCACUUACUUCAACACUGAACUGAUUCCACAACCUAUGGACUCACUUUCAAGGACUUGACAGCUCAAGUUCUUAAUGUUUAUUACUUUAUUUAUUUAUUAUUAUUAAGUUUUUUUUCUUAUUUGUACUUCCACAGUUUGUUGUCUUUUGCACAUUGACGGUCUGUCCGUCUUUCUUGUGUGUGGUUUUUCAUUGAUUCUAUUGAGUUUCUUUGUACGUGCUGAGAAUGACUGCAAGAAAAUGGAAGUCAGGAUAGUAUAUAGUGAUAUAACUUUGUAGUACUUUGAUAAUAAAUUUACUUUGAACUUCGGAAGUUCUCUGGUCACACCUCGCUGUAAACUGACAUCCCUAUUAGUCUGCUCAAGAAGUUAACCUGAGAGAUUUGGUUCACUGAUUUGAUACUGAAACAAACCUUUCCCAAGUCUAGGAGCAACCCUCUGUUUCCUUGGUUGGACAAGCCAGUGGUGACACAGCAGCAGUAAGCUGGAAGGACUCAGAAUGGCAAUCAGCAUCUGUGAAGACAAAAGGCGGUAGUCGAUGUUUCAGGUUGACACCUCCAUCAGGACUCCCAAUGGAGGAUAUCAAAGUCAAAGUAAAAUCAUUAGCAAAGUACACCACCAUAUCAUACCAUAGGAUUUGUUUUCUUGUGGCCACUUACAGGAAAAUUAAAAAAAUACAACAGAAUUUUUGAACAACUCUACAUAAACUCUGACAAACAACCAAUGUACAAAAGAAGACAAAUUGUGUAAAGAAAUAAUACCGCGAACAUAAGUUGUAGAUCCUUGGAAAUGAGUCUGUAGGCUUUGGAGUCAGUUCGGAGUUGAGGUGAGGGAAGUUAUCCAUGUUGGUUCAGGAACCUGAUAGUUGGAGGGAAAUAACUCUCCCUGAACCUGGUGAUCGCGACUCAAAAUGGUGACUUACAUUGUUUGCUUCUACAGGUGCUGAUUGACCUGCUAAGUUUUUCCAGCGUUCUGUUUCUUUAUGCCAGGUUCCAGCAUCUGCAGUAUAUUUUGUCUUCAGCCAGUAGCCAACCAUUGGCUUCAUUGGAUCAAUCACUUGUCCUGUCAGACUGCAAGCUGGAGGCUAUGCUUUGGACAACAUUCAUCCUUACAAGCCUCGAUCCCCUCAAUCCCCUGCCUUUGAUUGCCAACUCAGACAUUUUUCAUUUGACCUCUUUAAUGAUCUUCUGCCAUCCCCUACAUUUCACAGUGAGAGAGAACAGGGUUAAGAGUAGCAGGAUAUUGGUUAUGCUAGACUCAAACUUAUUGUAUCAGAGCACGGCUUUGCAUUCUAUUGUUUUCAGGAUAAUUUGUCUCCUUUCGUCAGGUUUUGAAGCUUGUCAUGUCUGGUUUCUCUUAUCGCGCACACAUGGUCAUUAACUGUAUACAGCCAAAGGGUGCAGAUUGUUAACAAAGCACAUAAUAAAGUAUUCUUGUAUCAGAGUUGAA